Messenger RNA from Mesorhabditis spiculigera, 1779 nucleotides. Lineage: Eukaryota; Metazoa; Nematoda; Chromadorea; Rhabditida; Rhabditidae. The record is from the annotation of a GenBank genome assembly.
AUGGUAGGACAAUUGGACUGCCCAUUCGAAGCGGAUUUUGUGCGAGCCAUCUUCAAAGGCAACCACACACUUUUCAUUGGGGAUUCCCUAAUGCGCGGGGUCUACAAAGAUUUUGUCUGCAUGAUCGAAUCCCGCGACGAGCGCUUGCUGACAGAGGAACAGGGCAAAGCGCUACAAGAACCAUCUAUCUACGGUGAUCGACAGGUGCGUGGCCUCGGAAAAUUGAUUGACAUCGAGCCGUUUAAAAAUGAUCGUGUCGCCGUACAGGCCCGCGAAUACCACACGCCGGAUUUCCUGCUACAGUUCCAUUUCACGACUAGCUACGACGCGAUCGCCACUCGACUCGAUGAAAAUACGGACGAUAGAGAUGGCGUUCGGACCCAACGAAAAGUCCUUGAAGAAUACGAAACGCGGGCCGGAGUGCUCUUCCAGCGCCUAAAGCUCGUCCUUCCGGCUAGUUCUGCGGUUUUUGUUGUGUUGAUGCCACAUGUUGUACCUGAGCGCGGAAGAUUUUUACCUCGUUAUGACGGCGACACCUUCCACAACAAAGAUUUACUGAGGGCCUUCUUCACGAAGGCGCAGUCCCAGAUGGCCCAGCUAGCUAGACUACAUGGAUUUUCGGUGAUCGAUCUCGACUUUCUCAUGCGCUCUCCACAUCUAGAAGAUCUACGGGCCAACGAUGGAGUUCAUUGGAAGCCGGAAGCGCAACGUCUGAUGAAUCAAGCGAUCAUUGCGCAUCUCGUCCGCGACUUUGACCUGAAAGUACCGCCAUCGACGAGCAGACGCUGGGAUCGCCUCUUCAAAGAUUGCUUCGACGACCCGGAUCUGAUGUGUGGAAAGUAUUUCGAGGCAAUGCUGACCAAGCUAAACAAAGUGCCAAACCAUGUGAACAGGGAUGAUUUGCCGAAAAAGGAGUUCGAGGAUGACGAGGAGAACAAGGACAAAAAGAUUUUGCCCGUAAGCGGCUACAAGCCCUACUACGUAAGGGAGCAAGAUGUCUUCCAGAGAUUGACCUGGAAGCGAUUGGAACCAGCGAAGCGCGAGGCUAUUGGUGAGGACAUCCAGACGAUGCGCAUGACGUUGCUCAUACAGAAGAAUGUUCGUCUCGAAGAGCAGGAUCAUCCCGCAUUUGAGAGCAGGUUGUCGAAGGGCCAACAGGCUCCCGUGCAGCCAGGCCGACGUGCCUUCCCCGAAGCGGGGUCCGUCUUGGGCGUCAAGGCGGAUUACCAGCAUUUGGAAUGGGAAGACUGUCGGCCAGCGCCCGAAGCCGGUGCUUCAGAUACCUCCAAGAGCGUGCCGCAAUCGUCAAAGCGUGGCAAUGGACAACCGUGGUUCCCGGCGGCCGCGAUGUCCUCCUCAUCAACAUCUCACACCAGCACGCUGUCGGCCGGCCUGCCUUCUGAUCGGGAGAUUGAACUUCUCGUCGAUACUGUUCGAGGAAACCCCUCAAGGAACAGGAACGCUUCCCCAUUGCCUCAUCAGCCGAGAAAUAAGGAGCGCCCUUCGGCCCGUAAGAUUGCUACGGUCUCUCCGAAGACCGUGAAGACACCAAGUCCAGUUGAGCGGCUUUCGCUGACCGGUGAGAAUGUCAAUGAGGCAAGCGGCCAGAUGCAGAACCCGGGCGCCGUUGUAACAGGACUGGUCGCCAAGGCUCUUCCUACCGGAAACACGGCACCAAAAGUUAAAGAGAUAAACGUCACCGAGGAAGUGGCUUCCUUCUCCGCUCUCACCCUCCUCGAGCAACCAGAUCAAUUGGAUCUGAAGACCAAUCACCUGUUU